Oryza brachyantha (malo sina) is the source of this 1239-nucleotide messenger RNA. Its product is annotated as ADP-ribosylation factor-related protein 1-like. Gene Ontology annotation, cellular component: Golgi apparatus. The transcript is spliced from 7 exons. The coding region runs from base 271 to 882 and encodes 203 amino acids. The record is from RefSeq and is a predicted model, not a curated record. Gene Ontology annotation, molecular function: GTPase activity; GTP binding. NCBI's taxonomy places the organism in Eukaryota, Viridiplantae, Streptophyta, Magnoliopsida, Poales, Poaceae. Gene Ontology annotation, biological process: Golgi to plasma membrane protein transport; intracellular protein transport; protein localization to organelle.
GGGGACCCACCCGUCAUACGCACACCGCCCCGGAGCCGCACGGAUCGGAUCCACCCGCACCGCACUCCGCCGCGCUCACCGUCACAGAGUGGUAGGCAAGGCAGCAUCUCCGGCGCGGCGGCGACGACUAAUAAGAGGAUUCGGGAGACCCAGCGGCGAAGGCCACGGCCACGGGCUAGCGAUCUCUCCGGCCGCACUUACCGGAAGUGCACUGGCCAUAGAUCAUCAGUCAAUACAUCAGUUCAUUGUUCAGCAAAGCAGGCUAGAGCAAUGUUCUCCCUGGCGUAUGGUCUAUGGAAGUACAUCUUUAACAAGACAGAGUUUCAUGUUCUUAUUCUAGGUGUUGACAAGGCUGGCAAAACGACCCUGCUCGAAAAGAUAAAAUCGACUUAUCUGAAAGGAGAAGGGCUUACACCUGAUCGCAUUGUUCCCACUGUUGGACUUAAUAUUGGUCGUAUUGAAGAUGCAAACGCAAAGCUUGUUUUCUGGGAUCUGGGAGGUCAGGUCGGACUUCGCACAAUCUGGGAAAAAUAUUAUCAAGAGGCCCAUGCUAUAAUAUAUGUUAUUGAUGCUGCUGCUGCAUCGUCAUUCGAAGAUGCCAAAUCUGCUCUAGAAAAGGUUCUUCGUCAUGAGGAUCUGAAAGGGGCACCACUGCUGAUAUUUGCAAACAAACAGGAUUUGGCAGGGGUCAUCACUGAUGAGGAAUUAGCUAGAUAUCUGCACCUUAAAGAGCUAGAUGAGAGGCCAUAUAUGUUUCAAGCUGUAUCUGCCUAUGAUGGGAGGGGAAUCAAAUCUGGCAUAGACUGGGUGGUGGAACAGAUGGAAAGAAGUAAACGAACCGAGGUUCUAAGAGCGCGAGCGGGCAUAACCGGGCAGAUUUAGAAUGUCGGCCUGCAGUUUUCAUCAACGAUUUUGUGAAAAAGAACAUUUAAUGCAUAGGGCUUCUGUUACUUCUGACAAUAUACAUCUCGGUGGUUUUCGGUGACUAUAAGGUUCAUCCUCCCUGACGGCACCACAAAAAUUGUUUGCCCUUGUGCACUAGUGAGUGAGAUGAUUCAUUUAGUUUCUGAGCGUGGUAUUCUUCUCUGUAUCUAAAGAUCCCCUUAGGAGUCGUGUUCAUAUGAUUGCUUUUUUUGAUACUUGGAAAGUGUCCGUAUAGAGGAACCAGAGAUUGAUGUACUAACGUUCUUGUGAAUGGGAAAAACUAAAGGAAUCCAUUGUAGUUGGAGUUGCAUCGCA